Messenger RNA from Ylistrum balloti, 471 nucleotides. Its product is annotated as cellular retinoic acid-binding protein 2-like. Gene Ontology annotation, molecular function: fatty acid binding. The transcript has 4 exons. Lineage: Eukaryota; Metazoa; Mollusca; Bivalvia; Pectinida; Pectinidae. The record is from RefSeq and is a predicted model, not a curated record. Gene Ontology annotation, cellular component: nucleus; cytosol. Bases 1 to 471 code for a protein of 156 amino acids. Gene Ontology annotation, biological process: fatty acid transport.
AUGGCGAGCCUCUCUGAUACAUCGGCAGAUUUAGAAGCGAUUAAAAGAACAUUUGUUGGCAAAUGGAAACUGACGAAGACCGAGGGACAGGAUGAGUACCUUAAAUUGUUAGGUGUGAACUUCAUGCUAAGGAAGGUCGCUGCAGCAGCUGGAUCCUCUGGUACUACUAUAGAUAUUUCAGUGGAUGGGGAGCAGAUCCGCAUUGUCAAUACCGGACCAAAGAAAACGACUAACAAGCUCUUUAAACUUAAUAUAGAGUCUGAGGAUACGGACCCAGUCGACAACGCCGUGACGGCCAUAACCACAUUUGAGUGCGGUAGAUUGGUAACUAAUUCGAAGCCGAGGGACAAGUCCAAGGCCAAGGAAACGAAAGUCAGCAGGGAAGUCACUAUUGGGGCCAACGGCAAGGAGGAAAUGAUUAUGACAGUUAACGCCGAAUCGGUGGUUAUGAAGAGGUAUUUCGUUAGAUAA